GCCGGGCCGGGCCGAGCCGAGUCACUCCCCGUCCCGAGUCCCGCGGCGGAGCGGCUCGGCUCGGCUCGGCUCGGCUCGGCUCGCAGCAUGAAGGAGACGAGGCUGUGGCGGGCGCUGCUCGCCGUGGCGCUGGGGCUUUCGCUGCUGCUGUUCGUGGCCGGUGACUUCUGCGAUGUAAACUACUGUCAGAACGGGGGCACCUGCCUGACUGGGAUUAAUGAGACCCCCUUCUUCUGCAUCUGUCCUGAGGGCUAUGUUGGGAUUGACUGCAAUGAGACUGAGAAAGGCCCCUGCCACCCCAAUCCUUGCCACAACAAUGGUGAGUGCCAGCUGGUCCCAAACCGAGGGGAUGUCUUCACCGACUACAUCUGCAAGUGCCCUGCAGGGUACGAUGGGGUGCACUGCCAGAACAACAAGAAUGAAUGCUACUCCCAGCCUUGCAAAAAUGGAGGCACCUGCCUAGAUCUGGAUGGUGACUACACUUGCAAGUGUCCUUCUCCAUUCUUGGGGAAGACCUGCCACGUCCGCUGUGCUGUUCUCCUGGGCAUGGAAGGAGGAGCCAUCUCUGAUGCCCAGCUCUCAGCAUCCUCUGUCUACUACGGCUUCCUUGGCCUCCAGCGCUGGGGGCCAGAGCUCGCUCGCCUCAACAACCAAGGCAUUGUCAAUGCCUGGACCUCCAGCAACUACGACAAGAGCCCAUGGAUCCAGGCCAACCUGCUGCGGAAGAUGCGUCUGAGUGGGAUCAUCACACAAGGUGCUCGCCGCGUGGGCCAGCAGGAGUAUGUCCGUGCCUACAAAGUCGCCUACAGCUUGGAUGGACGGGAAUUCACCUUCUACAAGGAUGAGAAGCAGGACGCAGACAAGAUUUUCCAGGGGAACAUGGACUAUGGCACCAUGCAGACCAACAUGUUCAACCCUCCCAUCACUGCCCAGUUCAUUCGUAUCUACCCCGUGAUGUGCCGCCGUGCCUGCACGCUGCGCUUUGAACUCAUUGGCUGUGAGAUGAACGUGUAUUUCAACACGGCAGGUUGCUCGGAGCCUCUGGGCAUGAAAUCGCGCCUCAUCUCUGACCAGCAGAUCACAGCCUCCAGCGUCUUCAAGACCUGGGGCAUCGAUGCCUUUACCUGGUACCCCCAUUACGCUCGCCUGGACAAGUUGGGCAAAACCAAUGCCUGGACAGCCCUCAACAAUGGCCCGUCCGAGUGGCUGCAGAUUGACCUCCGGGAUCAGAAGAAGGUGACGGGCAUCAUCAUGCAAGGAGCCCGUGACUUUGGGCACAUCCAGUAUGUGGCAGCCUACAAAGUGGCCUACAGUGACAACGGCACAUCCUGGACCCUCUACCGGGACAGCCAGACUAACAGCACCAAGAUCUUCCAUGGUAACAGUGACAACUACUCGCACAAGAAGAAUGUGUUUGACCUGCCCUUCUAUGCCCGCUUCGUCCGAAUCCUGCCUGUGGCCUGGCACAACCGCAUCACCUUGCGCGUGGAGCUGCUGGGUUGCGAUGAGUAGGCUCCCGGGGAGUAAGGAUGAGGCUGCUCUUUCCCACUGCCUGGCGUGCCCUCUGCCCAUCCCUGCCCAUUCCUGCUCCAACCUCACAACCUUCUCUCCAUGUCCCCAAACUCAGGAGGUGACCAGGAGGGCUCUCCUGCCCCUCAUUUGUGCUGGGGCUGCAGCACUGCACUUCAUGAGGCCCUUGCGGGUGGGAUGCGGGAUGGCUCCUGCCCUUUCACCCUGCUAGCAAGAGGUGAAACCCCUUUCCGCAAACAGAGCUUGGCUGGGGGACCUUCUCCUGCAACUGGGACUUCCUUGGGGGACCUCAUCUUGCAAAUGGAGCUUUGCUGCAGGACCCUGUCCUACAACCAGGGCUUGGCUGCAUCCUCCCAGCCGAGCCUGGAGGCAAAUUUUCUCCCCAUAUUGCUUCUGCUUCCAGCAGACAGGCUGCAGCCAGCGGCAGUUCCUUGCCUGCACUGGAGCUCGGGGGCUCAGCAGUUUUGGGGAGCUUAGAGCAAGCACCCUGGGCUCGCAGUCUCCAACGUUCCUUCUGCUCCCUGCGUGGCAGCUAGGAAGGGUUCUGAAAAACCUACUUUGCUGUUAUCCCCUGCCUGUUCUGCCAGGCCCCGGAUCUCCUUGUCUGCAGUGUCAGCGCCGCAUAGUGUGACAGGAUUGAUGAAAUGGCUCCUAUCAAGAGUUACCAAUCCUCAUUGCCAGUGGCUCUGCCUGCUGGGCGCUCCUGGCAGGUGCCAUGGCUGGCUUUUUGGCAGGCACUGCCCGUUCCCCUUCCAAGGGUGCUCCAAGUCUCAGCAUUGCUGCCAUCCCCACCUUACUGCAGUUUGGGGUGCCUGGAGGUCCCUCUCUCCCAGGGCCAAGCGGUGACCAGAGGGGCUGUGAUGUGGUAGUGGGGGAGAGAUGGUUUGUAGCCACAAGGGUGCAGAGAAAAGAUGGGAAAGGUGGUGGUUAAAUCACACAAAUGCAGUAGGCAGAGAGCUGUGCCAUGACCCUUUUUGUAACCUCAUUUUUUCCCUUUCUGUGGGGUGGAAUGCCUGAGCCCUCAGGAUUAGAAGUAGGAGAUGAGUGAGACCCGGCACUGGCAGGUGGGAGCGCGAGUAGGGUGUCCGGGCAGCGGCACUGGUGGCGAUGCUUCCUCUGCCUGCUGAGAUGCGAAGUGGCUGUGCGGCUGAGCCGGCAGCAGGUUUGCUUUGGCAAGCGCAGAGGGAGCCCAGGUGGGAUGGCGGUGGCGGCCCUGCUCUGGGGUGUCUGACAGUAUUAAAACCAGCUGAAUCUUCGGAA
This is a messenger RNA of Cuculus canorus (common cuckoo), 2790 nucleotides long. It is a transcript of the gene MFGE8, whose product is annotated as milk fat globule EGF and factor V/VIII domain containing. Gene Ontology annotation, molecular function: calcium ion binding. Bases 88 to 1512 code for a protein of 474 amino acids. The record is from RefSeq and is a predicted model, not a curated record. The transcript has 10 exons. Lineage: Eukaryota; Metazoa; Chordata; Aves; Cuculiformes; Cuculidae.